UCAUUCGUUGCGUCAUGACGUCUCGACCCGUAAAUAGGUCGAUGCUCAGCUGACAAAGAAGCAGUUCAGAGCAAACGUUAGAGAGAAAACUUUACUCGGAUAUUUCACUGUUGUUUGCCAACUUUUUGACGUAUUGGACCCAAAUCAACAUGAUGAGGAUCAUAGAAAUCCACGACCCCUUGUCCGACCGCAGUGACCUCAAAAACAGCACAGACGCCAACCACACAUCUACCUCAGACACAGACAGCAUGGAGGACACGGUGGAGUUAAGGAUCAUGAUGGCCUACGCCAAGAGGAGGCAGGCAGAAAAGGACGCAGAGUCAGUCAGACUGAACGGUAACACAGAUGCAAAUGGGACAUUUGCACCUCAGGUACCAGCCGAGACUGAACCAGAACCAACAGAGAAGAAGAAGAAGAAGAAGAAGGCAUGGAAACGUGUGCUGAGCUCUUUUAAAUGUAUCAAACCAAAGACACAAGACGACGAUGAUCACAUAUCUUACAUGCCAGAUAUCAACAACAGAAGUGCUGGUUUAGUAGAUGAUGAACCAGAACACAAAGAGGAGUUGGAAAGCGUUGCAGACCAGCUGGCAAAGAUAGCCGAUGAAAUCCCAUUCGCUUCUCCAGAGCCAGAUCUAGAGACAGACUCCCCAAACGAUGCUGUGGAUGAUGUGGAUAGUGUGGAGAAGAUGAUUGGUCUGCUGCUGAGGGAGAGCGGAGACAGACUGAACGAGAAGGAGCUGAAAGACCUCGCAAUAGCAAGAGAGCUUUUCUGGAACUACGAUUUCUUUAAGACGAUAAUAAGAGGCCUUCUCCAAAGGAUGGGCCUCUGGAACUCCAACCCCGACUCUCCGGGACCACACACGUCACUCAAAACCCAGAUUGCAGUGACCUGUGAGGCCACGAGUCGUUUGUCAGCGAUGGACACGCUGCCCAUGAACAGACUGCUGGGCUACGGAGCCAGAUACCUGAGUGAACAUUACUCGUCCUGGGCUCAGGAGCAGGGAGGAUAUGACGUAGCAUUUAAAGAUGACGAUGAGGACAACAUCCAGUGAAAGAGAGGUGGUUUCCAGUUUCAUACUGCCUCAUUGGACCUUCAGCAGCAGCCAACAGGGACUAACUCCUUCAGUUUACUGGAAGUUAACAGCAUUACUAACUCCUCAUAAAUUCCUACUGAGGUGUUUCUAAGGCUUUAAAUUUGAAACGAGCUAAAUGACGCUCAGGACAUUUAUUUUAUGUUUCAAAUCAGUUUACAUGAACAUAACAACCUGGCAAUAACACAUCUGCAGGACAAUGCAUUCUAACAUUUAUUUCUUUUCAUUAAUAAUUUUAUUGUUGAUGUAUUUCUUUGUGCCAAUGUUUUAUAAGUCUUACAUGAAACCUGAGCCAAAAAACUAUAACUAAACUAAAGACUAUUUUUGUAUGGCAGUGCCAGGCGUUCAUGUCAGGGAUCUGUAGAGUGACUGUAAACUUUUUAAAUCAACAACGUUUGUGCUGUAUUUUCGUUUCAUUAAGCACUUGCACUUUUUUUAAAAUAAAAAGUAAAUACAAAAUAUUUAGCUUUAAGACAUUUGUGUCAAGGGAUGCACCAGAUUGCUUCACUGCAGUUAGUCAGUGUUGCAUUUAUUUUAUUAAAAGAUGUCACAAGGUAAGUUUGAUAAAUAAUUGUCUUUAUUGUCUGAAUUUCUUAAUUUUGCUACAUGAAAACAUAACUAAAAAUAAGCUGUGUUAACUGUCAAUCUCUCUCUUAAUUGUUCUUACUUGAUGAUUUAUUAAUUUUUUCUGAAUGUUUUCUGUCAAUCAAAAUGUUUCUUGGUGCAACAGAAAGAAACAGACUUUGGGAAUGUUUAGACCUGGUCAACCUGACAGUGAAUGGCAACUUAUGUCAAAAUAAAUUAUUUAUUGUUGCACAGGGAAAUCUCAGGCCAUGUAUGUAAGAAACUGAACUUGUCUGUAGCCAUGAGUUUGUUUGUUGCAUGAAAUAAUAAACAAAAAUACUUCUGUGUAAGGUACAUGUAUAAAAUGA
Messenger RNA from Lates calcarifer (barramundi perch), 2023 nucleotides. RefSeq names its product apoptosis facilitator Bcl-2-like protein 14. The transcript is spliced from 7 exons. NCBI's taxonomy places the organism in Eukaryota, Metazoa, Chordata, Actinopteri, Centropomidae. The record is from RefSeq and is a predicted model, not a curated record. Bases 150 to 1052 code for a protein of 300 amino acids.